UUAUUUAUUUUUUGUUUGUGGUGGUCUGAUGUUAGUCUUUUUUUUUCUUUCUUGGUUUUGACGAUAAAUCUGGUCGACCCUCAUGUUAUCUCAGUCACAUUUUAUGGUUGACAUUUAUUAUUUACUUACUGUUCAGUAUAUGGAUGAUGAAACACUGUGAGUGUAUGUUGAUUAGUCUGUGUGUACUUCAGUAAUAAUAAUAAUAAUAAUAAUAAUAAUAAUAAUAGUGAUAGUUAUUGUUGUUGUUUUAUUUAUUAUUAUUGUGAAUGUUUCAUGUGUGAAAAAAAGCUUUAUUAUAAUUUUAAAUCUAAAACUCAGUUAUUUUUCUGAAUUAUAUGACUCAAAAGUUGUAAAACAUGUAAAACUCCAGAAGUGUUAAAUAUACGUAAACGUAGAAGGAAUAGCUGUAAUAGUGAGCCGAUCAUUUCCGAAUAUUUCACGUGUUUGCUGGUGACGUCACUUACGUCUGAUGUCAUCGACGUGCGCAUGGCAUAUUAAUACGGAAGUGUUAAGAUACUUUAUUGUUUGAAAGAGUAUUAUUUAAUCUCUGUAUCAGACAUAUUUAUAUGUUCUAUAUUUAAAUGUAUUGUAUAUGAAUAAUAUUUAGGCAUCAUGAUCUUCAGUUUCUGCUUCAGCUGUGUGUUUGCACUGCUGGUAAAUAAAGUGUGUCUGCAGGUCACAGUCGAGGGGUUUAUCUAUGGUUCUGUUGUUCUGCCGUGUUCUUCAACUCAACAUGAUCUUAAACUUCAAGACAUUGAUGUGAGCUGGAGACACAAUGGCAGCAAAAUUAUAUUUGAUAUAAUUCCACACAGUAAUUCACCAGUGACACAGGAUCCAGAGUACAAGAACAGAAUUGAAACCUUCCCUCAGGAGUAUCAGAGAGGAAACUUCUCCAUCAAACUCAACCAUCUUCAACACACUGAUGCAGGAGAAUACAUUUGCUAUAUCAAAAACUCCGAUAAAUAUCAGACUCUAAAGCUGAUCAUCAAUGGAUCAAUAUCCAUUGAACAGGGAAACCAAGGAGUAAUAGAACGGGAGGGACUGGGGCCAACACUGCCUUUGGUCUUGGUUUGCAUUAUAUCAGCUGUGUCAUUGGUUAUUAUUUUCAUUGCAGUUUUCUUUAGAAAAAGGUGCUCAAGCAGCCAGAGGGAAACUGGAAACGUCAUGAGUUUGGCCACUACUGAAUUAUGUAUGAAUCACGUUGAUAAUCCUAUUUAAAAUGUUCCUGAAACAUGCCUUCAAUCAUUCAAACACCUGCUGUAAACAAGCACUGAAAGAAAGAGACAUAAGAACACAAACUACAAUUUUCUUCAGCAACAGCAUUAGAUGAAAUGAAGAUAAAAGACUUUAAAUCUCUCAAGAUCUGAUUAAACAAGUCCUCAAACAGCAUUUCCAGCUUCAAUUGUUACUAACUAGAUUUACUUUAUUUCUGUCACACAUCUACAGAAAUUCUUGUUGAGAAUUAACAGAGGUUAAGAUGUCGAAAUUUUUUUGUUGGUGUCACCACCAUGGGGGUCACUGUUUGUUUUAACCCUCUGAGGUCUAAGGGCAUUUUUGGGGCAUGGAGAAGUUUUGUCAGGCCCUGAUAUUUAUUAUUAUUUUUUUUUUCAGUUUCUUAUACCCAUACAAAUGGCUAAAGUCUAAUCUCACUGUAACCAGUACAAAUUGGGCUAUAAUAAUAUGUGAGCAGCAUGUAUGUAAUUGAUUGUGUUUAAAAAAAAAAAAAAAAAAAAAAUGUUAUGCGUGGUUAGUAUAAAACUAAAAAUGUCAAAUCACUUGAAUAAGGUCAUAAAACACAUACAGAACAUUAGUUCCCGGGAUUUUUGAGAACUGGAGCUUGUAGCCAAAUGUUUUUUCUUUCUAAAUUAUGUGAAAAUCAUCUUGUUUACUCACUUACAGAAAACAAUAUAUUGAUUUAGAUUUUUUAAGACACUUUUUGUUGGUAAAAUUCAUAGGCGAGUAGGCGUCAACUACCAUGAAUAUCAUUGUGAUUUACACCUGAGAAGACCCACAUAAUGAGCUGCAUAAUGAGCCUUAAUCUAUAUACAUCUUAAUCAAAAUAAAUCUAUAUAUUUUAUGUUUGUAGUUUAUUUAGAAUAUAUUUAAUUAUCCCACAACAUAAUUUAAUAUCCACUUGCGAGUGCAGUUAAACAGUUUAUUAGGAACAAUCAAAGCUGAUUUUUUAGCACCAUUACUUGGUUUAUUAAUUACAUUACAUUAUUAUUAAUUUUGAAAAGAGCUGAGAAUAUUUUUUUCAGGUUUUUGGGGGAUAAAUUGAAAGAACAGCAUUGUUUGUUACAUUUGUUACAUUUACAUUUAUUUUUUACAUUUAAAUUAUUUACAUCAAGCUUUUGAAUGGUAUAGUAUCAGAAUCAGAAUCAGAAUGAGCUUUAUUGCCAGGUAUCUUUACACAUACGAGGAAUUUGUUUUCGUGACAGAAGCUCUGCCGUGCAACAGAAUGACAGCGACAGAACAAAAAACACAUAAUAAAAGAAUAAAAAAUACAAAUAAGUAGGUACGGAAAGACAUUCCUUACCUACAGUAGUAGUGUAUAUUGUUAUUGAAACCUCAUAAUGUUUCAUUUGAUUAUACAUUUAGUGAAAGUGACGAGAAAGUGACAUGACAUUCAGCCAAGUUUGGUGGCUUUUAAAAAUGUUCCUCAAAUGUACAGAAAACUGAAGAAAAAAAAUAUGUUCCCAGAACAAACACUGAAUAUUUGGAGAAUGUUCUUAUAACAAAAUUAUGUUAGCUGGGAACCUAGGCUUGAAUUAUACUGUUCUUCAUUAAAAA
Messenger RNA from Carassius gibelio (silver crucian carp), 2790 nucleotides. RefSeq names its product CXADR-like membrane protein. Gene Ontology annotation, biological process: cellular response to lipopolysaccharide; negative regulation of T cell proliferation; cell surface receptor signaling pathway. Gene Ontology annotation, cellular component: external side of plasma membrane. The transcript is spliced from 4 exons. The coding region runs from base 613 to 1218 and encodes 201 amino acids. NCBI's taxonomy places the organism in Eukaryota, Metazoa, Chordata, Actinopteri, Cypriniformes, Cyprinidae. The record is from RefSeq and is a predicted model, not a curated record.